This is a messenger RNA of Zasmidium cellare ATCC 36951, 1719 nucleotides long. RefSeq lists its product as uncharacterized. Gene Ontology annotation, molecular function: serine-type exopeptidase activity; dipeptidyl-peptidase activity. The transcript has a single exon. Gene Ontology annotation, biological process: proteolysis. NCBI's taxonomy places the organism in Eukaryota, Fungi, Ascomycota, Dothideomycetes, Mycosphaerellales, Mycosphaerellaceae. The coding region runs from base 1 to 1719 and encodes 572 amino acids. The record is from RefSeq and is a predicted model, not a curated record.
AUGACCGAAAGAAGUCCGUUCUUUUGGCUCUUGCUUGCUUUGAGUGUCUCCUUGGUUUCUAGCAGUGCGCUGAUACGUACGGCCAAAACGACUUCCAUUACAGAGGUGAACAUCACCCUGCCGGUCGACCAUUUCACUAAAACAGACACUCGAGUCUUCAACAACCGAUACUGGUACAAUGACAAGUACUACAAGCGAGGCGGCCCAGUCGUCAUCUUCGAUCUAGGAGAAGCCGGUGUCACUCCAGACACAGUCGCGGCAGCUAUUGGAGGGAGCGACGACAUCUAUUCACCUGUCCUCGAAAUUGCAAAGUCACAUUCCGGACUUGCGCUCGUAUGGGAACAUCGCUACUAUGGGGCAAGUCAACCCUGUCCUGUAAACGACAAAUACGUCGCCAACGUCGAUCCCCGAUGCUCAUACCAAUAUCUCACUGUCGACCAGGCUCUUGAAGAUGUUGUCUACACUUCAAAGCACCCAAAUUUCCCGGGCUAUAGCCAGGCUGAACUUGAUGCGUUGUCUUCUGGAAAGACGCCCUGGAUCUUUGUGGGUGGAUCGUACGCUGGUGCGCGUGCUGCGUGGAUUCGGGUUCGCAGCCCAGAAGCGAUUUACGCCUCGUGGUCAAGCUCGGCAACGGUGGCCCCGUUGGUGGAUGGUUCGAGCUACUUCAAUACCCAGGCUCGAACCUUGCCAUCAAAUUGCUCUGCCGAUGUCAAUGCCGCACUCCAGUAUAUUGACAGUGUUCUUGGAGGCAACGAUAACGCUUCCGUUAGCGACAUGCAGAUUCGACUUGCCACGACCAACAAUGCCAUCAAUAGUGGCUUCAAUGUUAACACCAGCAGCCAAGCGGAUGCCAACAGCCUAAGCAAAUCUGAUCUGGUGAGCGGACUGAUCAGGGCCUAUCUCGGAGACUUCCAAUAUGACGGACCAAGUAGCAAGUUCUGUGAUCAUUUGGAAUCGUUCAACAUCAAAAGUAGCCCGGAAACUGCGGACAUUCAUACCGUACUGCAGAACGGUGGCGAUGGCGUCGCGAGCGACAAGGGGUUGAUAGGAAGCGGGAAUAGCGCACGGUCGGUAGCAAAUGCCUACAUGUGGGCUUGCGUCGCCCAGAAGCAGCCUAUUCUUGGAUCCAACUCAUCGUCCACGGCAGCAGAGAACGUCAAGGAUAACAUGUUCAAGAAUAUAGAACCUGCAGAUUCAUCGGCCGACUUUAACUUUGGCUGGACGGUAGUCACUGAAACAGGCGGUUUCCAGAGCUGGUCUCCAGAGUACGCCGAAUUACAAAAGGGCAAAGUCGUGCUCUCUCGCUUCGCCGAUCAAGCGACAUUAAGAGACGGCUACAUCUCUUCUUUCGCUGGUGUCAAUACGAGCUUGAUCCCAGCUACUCCUCGGGUUGAUCAUGUGCUCAAGUACGGCGGGUGGAACAUGACCCCGAGCAAUGUUAUGUUCACGGUUGGAGAGUACGAUCCCUGGCGGCCAUUCACGGUUUUGGGAGUAGACCAGGAGAUCGGAGCACCGCUUCGUACAGCCACAAAGGAUGUUCCAAAGUGUGACGUGGCGCCUGCCCAGUCAGAGGUGUUCGGUCUAGUAUAUCCUAACGCUGCUCAUGUGAGCGAUGGCACGAUUUCACAAAGCGCCUUGGAGCCAGAUUCUCCGCCUGCUGUUGGUUUCGACUUGUUCCAUGCGGCUCUAAAGGAGUGGCUACCGUGUUUCGGUACAUAG